AUGCUCCCACUUCAUCUUCUACUCUUUGCUUUCGACUUGGUCGUGCCCGCUAAGGCCGCAAUCAGCGCAGCGACAUCCAACUUUACUGUUGCUGCUGGCUGGUAUCCAGGCUAUCACUUUGACCAAGUCCCUCUCUCCUCCGUCCUCUGGAACAAAUACACCCACCUCAUAUACGCUUUCGCCACGCCAACAGAAGACCCGAACUCGAUUUCCCUGGUUGAUUCCGACGCAGAACUGUUGCCACAGUUUGUUGCUGCAGCGCAUAAGAAUGGUGUUGCGGCCGGUUUGUCAAUCGGUGGUUGGGGCGGGUCAACUUAUUUUUCUUCAAACGUCGCAACUCCGGCAAACAGAACUGCAUUUGUCAAAAGCGUAGUUGGUCUGAUCGAAAAAUACCAGUUAGACCUGAUCGACUUUGACUGGGAAUUCCCUGGAAUGCAAGGCAUUGGAUGCAACCUCGUCUCAGAAAACGACACUGAAAACCUGUUACUUAUGCUUCGAGAACUAAAGGCCUCUCCGCAAGGCUCAAAAGUGUCGCUUUCUGCUGCGACCUCGGUCCAACCAUUCCCCACUACCAACACAACACUCGUUUCGCAGUUUGCAUCUGUGUUGAACUGGAUAACUCCUAUGGUCUACGAUCUUUCGUGGAAUUGGACCGCUGGCUCCAGGCGGCUACAGAGAGCACUACCCUCGGCGCCAUUAGAUGACUCGUGUUUUUCGGCGGCGUCGGGAGAGAAUAUCACCGGGUUGGGUAGCGCUAAGAGCGCUGUAGAAGCCUGGGUCGGUGCAGGGAUUCCUCGAAAUCAAAUCGCUUUGGGGGUUCCGGCUUAUGGCCAUUCAUUCGAUGUCAACAGGACCACUGCGUUCCUAACCACACCAAGCUUGUCUUCUGGCCUGCCUUCGAUGUCAUCUUCUCCCCUUCAACUUGUACCAUAUCCAGUCUACGAUACGCUGAACCAUACGCCUGGCGAUGCCUGGGAUGGCACAGGUGGAAUAAAUCAAUGCGGGGUUUACACAGGCCCAGGCGGUACUUUCGCCUUCUUUUCGCUCAUCUCCGCCAAAUACCUUUUGGCGAAUGGCUCGAUCGCCCCAGGAAUUCCUUACCGUUGGGACGAGUGCUCACAAACACCAUAUCUUUAUGCCGCCAACCACGGCAAACAAGGUGUUCUAAUCUCUUAUGUCGAUCCACGUAGCUUCGGGGUGCGCGGUCAGUUCGUCAAGGCCAACAAUUUGGCUGGCUUCUCAAUGUGGGAGGUCGGUGGCGAUCCGCAAGGAUUGUUGGUCGAUGCUAUAUUAUCGGCCACUACAAAUGCAAGCCUGACUGUUUCGCCGUCAGCUUCUGCUGCUCAUGGUGCACCCACACCAGGGUCAAGUAGCGCGAGUCGAAGGUCGGCUUCGAUGCUCCACCUGGGUUUCCCAUUCCUGGCUGGAUUGCUCGCAUUCGUGUCUUAG
Mycena indigotica is the source of this 1449-nucleotide messenger RNA. RefSeq names its product Chitinase. Gene Ontology annotation, molecular function: chitin binding; chitinase activity. Gene Ontology annotation, cellular component: extracellular region. Lineage: Eukaryota; Fungi; Basidiomycota; Agaricomycetes; Agaricales; Mycenaceae. The transcript has 6 exons. The coding region runs from base 1 to 1449 and encodes 482 amino acids. The record is from RefSeq and is a predicted model, not a curated record. Gene Ontology annotation, biological process: carbohydrate metabolic process; chitin catabolic process.